CUGACCGGCCGGCCGGCCACUCAGAGGGCCGGCGGGAGGCUGCCGAGGGCUGCUUUCUGGCCGCAGGAGAGGCGAGGGCAGCCCGAAGAACCGCAGCAACAGCAGCAGCGCCGCCGCCGCCUCCUCCUCUCCCCUCUCCAUAAGAACACACACCCGCACCGCCACCCUCGCGCUUAGUUACAACCGGUUUGCACCGGCCGCCGCUGCCUCUCUCUCUCUCUCUCCCGGCACAACAAGCGCGGGUUCUUCCCCCUCCACCUUGGAGGAGAGCCGGGCGCUGCCUGGCUGGCGAGCUGCAGGCGACCCCUCGCUUCCCUCGGCCUGAGGCGCCAAUAGAGCAGGGCCCACCCCGGGCGGGGGUUCCCCUCAGAGAAAGCCGCCUCGCCUCGCCUCUGGGGCGCCCAGCCGGGCAGGGCUGUGGCAGUUAUGGACUAAAGGAGGAGGAAGUCUUCAGCGUUAGGAAGACAAUAUGCCUGACCUUGCUCCAUUGACGUUAGCCUUUUCCAUGGCACGCUGUGAUAACUUAUGAGUUGAGCUGAGUUGCUUUGGCUCAGGAACUUGAUGCUUCUUUCCAGGUUGAGUUGCCAGAUUCACCAAUAAUACGUUCUAGAAGGCUGAAUGACUUGGUGCCAGAUUCACCAAUAAUAUGUUCUAGAAGACUGAAUGACUUGAGACCAUCUUCUACCUUUGAGCUCUUGAACUAGUCCUGGAGAAUGGUAUUCCAGAAGUCACCCGAUGGCGGAUGGGGCUGGGUUAUCGUACUCGUCUCCUUCUUCACCCAGUUCUUGUGCUAUGGAUCUCCAUUAGCUGUUGGAGUUUUAUAUCUAGAAUGGCUGGACAUUUUUGGAGAAGGGAAAGGAAAGACUGCGUGGGUUGGAUCCCUUGCAAGUGGUGUCGGUUUACUUGCAAGUCCCGUUUGCAGUGUGUGCGUCUCUACGUUUGGCGCAAGACCUGUAACCAUCUUCAGUGGCUUGAUGGUUGCGGGGGGACUGAUGAUGAGCAGUUUUGCACCUAACUUCUACUUCCUGUUGUUUUCCUAUGGAAUUCUUGUUGGCCUUGGGUGCGGCUUACUGUACACAGCAACAGUGACUAUUACGUGCCAGUAUUUUGAGAAACGCAGAGGCCUUGCCCUCGGCCUCAUUUCCACAGGAUCAAGUGUUGGACUCUUUAUAUAUGCAGCAUUGCAAAGAAAACUAAUUGAACUUUACGGGUUAGACGGCUGCCUGCUCAUUGUUGGUGCAUUGUCUCUAAAUAUACUAGCCUGUGGGUGUCUAAUGAGACCUUUGCGCUUGGAUGGAUCUUCCUUACCAGAGAAAUCAUGCCUCGAGAAGAUUCCAGACCAGUACCUCAUUUAUAACGAGAAAGAAAAGACUCUUUAUGAAGAAAAUGUAAAUAUACUGGAGAAGGCCAGCGCUGAAGAGAAAAAAAGCACAAAUAAACCACCCAGCAGUGAUUGUAAGCAGGACUUUCUUACGAACAAGAACAGAGUGUCAUCAGUAGCAUCGAAAGAGACAGAUGCUUACAAAAUGAAAGUUGCGGAACAGACAUAUUUCUGUAAACAGCUUGCCAAAAAGAAAUGGCACCUGUAUUUAGACUACUGGACAGAAACACUAGAGCUUUUUAAAAACAAAGUAUUUUCGUCACUUUUUAUUGCUAUCCUCUUAUUUGACAUUGGUGUAUUUCCUCCUUCAUUGCUCAUGGAAGACAUAGCCAGAAGUUCAAAUAUUAGUGAAGAAAACUGCAUAAUUCCGCUUGUUUCAAUCAUAGGCAUUAUGACUGCCAUUGGUAAACUUGCAUUAGGGAUAUUAGCAGAUUUUAAAUGGAUUAAUACUUUAUACCUGUACGUUCUAACGUUAAUAAUGACUUCGGCAGCGCUGCUUUUGAUUCCAUUUGCCCAAAGUUACAUUAUGCUGGCAAUACUUUCGGGGGUCUUAGGUUUCCUGACGGGCAAUUGGUCCAUUUUUCCAUAUGUCACAACAAAGACUGUGGGAAUAGAGAAAUUAGCACAUGCAUAUGGUAUAUUGAUGUUUUUUGCUGGACUUGGAAAUAGUCUGGGACCACCAAUUGUAGGUUGGUUUUAUGACUGGACAGAGUCCUACGACACAGCAUUUUAUUUUAGCGGACUUUGUGUCUUGUUUGGAGGGCUGCUUUUGUUGGUAGCCACGCUGCCAUGUUGGAACAGCUUAAGCAGCAGCCAUCACCCCGAAAAGCCACUUCCAAAUAUUUACUCCUACAAAAUUUCAGCCACUGCUUAGGUGCCAGCAAAGAGCCAUUGGUUGCCUUUUAUACCGCACAGCAAGGAGUUUUUAGUAAAUCCCCCCUUUUUAUUUAUGAAGCAAGAAACCUCUCUCUCUCUCGCUUUUUUGUAUUACUUUGCUUUUAGGUUGGACCCAGAGCCUCUGGCAUGCACAUGAGACUCUGUUCUAGCAAUGGCCAGCAAAGCUCCCUUUUGCAGAAGGACCAUUUCACAGGGAUAGCCAUCUUCAUCUGCACUGGAAGAGCAGGUUUUGAAUCCAAGAGCUCCUUAGAGACCAACAGGGCUUUAUUUUUUGUAGCAGGAACUCCUUUGCAUAUUAGGCCACACACCCCUGAUGUAGCCAACCCUCCAAGAGCUUACAGGGCUUUUAGUACAAGGCCUACUGUAAGCUCUUGGAGGAUUUGCUACAUCAGGGAUGUGUGGCCUAAUAUGCAAAGGAGUUCCUGCUGCAAUAAAAGCCGUCUCUAAAGUCCUACUGGAUUCAAAUCUAGUUGGCACAAUGAGUCUCUUUCCUUCCAAUUUCCAGCACUGAGAGAACUUUGCUUGUGCCUGCAUAGCUGAAUCGCAGCUGGUUUAUUGUAUCCAGAGUUCUUCAUGGGCCCAUUAAGAAUCUAUGAGUUAUACUUGGAACUGCUGCAUAAAUGCUCUCCUUUUGGCUUCAGUAUUAGGGGUGGGGGAUGCACAUGCAGAAUACUGAAUUAACAGGGAAGGUUUUACAUGCACAGAGUUUCUACAGAGACCCAUAGAAGUAUACUAUUCCCUAGAUUAAGGCCAGUGCGGGCUCUCUCCUGCCUUUCUUUUCUCCACCCUCUUUCCUUAUGGUAUAUUUUACUACAUUUGCACCAGUUUUUUUAAAAAAAUGAACAAAAUGUAUUUUAUACAAACUUUCUGUAUUGUAUAAACGUUUUUGCUUCUGUUUCACAAAGGACAGCACUUGCUUCUCUCAGAAAUUUUGAUUGCUCUGGUAAGGAGAGAGACUUAUUAGAGAAGACCUCAUCUUAUCAACCUGAAUGUAAUACAAACUGUUGGUGCUUGCUUCCCAAUAAGGUAGAUGCUUUCUAUUGUAACGUCUCGGUUGCUUAUGAAGAGGGAUUUUGGGUAGCACCAACGGUGAAGUAAACCAUGGGCUUGAGAUACCACUGAAGGAUGCUGCUCUCCAAAUAGUUUACUACUCUCCUUUUCAUGAGUCAGUUUUUUUUCUACAACUGAUGAACCCAAAGUCAUGAAACCAAGGAAUAAACACAAAUUGUGAAACCAAGUUCCAAAA
This is a messenger RNA of Heteronotia binoei (common prickly gecko), 3524 nucleotides long. It is a transcript of the gene SLC16A9, whose product is annotated as solute carrier family 16 member 9. Gene Ontology annotation, biological process: monocarboxylic acid transport; transmembrane transport. The transcript has 8 exons. Lineage: Eukaryota; Metazoa; Chordata; Lepidosauria; Squamata; Gekkonidae. The record is from RefSeq and is a predicted model, not a curated record. The coding region runs from base 714 to 2255 and encodes 513 amino acids. Gene Ontology annotation, molecular function: monocarboxylic acid transmembrane transporter activity.